AUGGAAAGUACUUUUCAACAAAUUUACAGUUUAUCUUGUUUUUAUGCUUAUUUUGUGUUCUGUAACAGGUGUGGCCAUUGCAAAAAGCUUGCUCCGGAGUAUGAGAAAGCUGCAUCUGCAUUGAGCAGUCAUGACCCUCCCAUCAUUCUAGCAAAAGUUGAUGCUAAUGAAGAAAAGAACAAAGGGCUUGCAGGUGAAUUUGAGAUUAAGGGUUUCCCCACACUUAAGAUCUUGAGAAAUGGAGGGAAGAAUAUUCAAGAUUACAAAGGUCCUCGGGAUGCUGAAGGUAUUGUUGCUUAUUUGAAGAAGCAAAGUGGUCCUGCAUCUGGUGAAAUAAAAUCUGUGGAGGAUGCUAGUGCUCUUAUUGAUGGCAGUAAGAUUGUCGUUGUUGGGGUGUUCCCAGAAUUUUCUGGAGAGAAGUAUGAGAAUUUCACAGCUGUAGCUGAAAAAUUGCGGUCUGAAUAUGAGUUUGGUCACACUUUGGAUGCAAAGCUCCUGCCACGUGGAGAAUCAUCAGUUACUGGGCCAGUAGUUAGGUUGUUCAAGCCAUUUGAUGAACUUCUUGUUGAUUUCAAGGAUUUUGAUACGGAUGCUUUAGAGGAGUUUGUUGAAGAAGCUAGCACUCCUGUUGUGACUCUCUUUAAGACACUUUCAUACAUCUAA
Messenger RNA from Camellia sinensis, 663 nucleotides. The record is from RefSeq and is a predicted model, not a curated record. NCBI's taxonomy places the organism in Eukaryota, Viridiplantae, Streptophyta, Magnoliopsida, Ericales, Theaceae.